CACUCAAGUUGCUAUCAACAUUUUCACGGAUUUUCCUUACUAAAAUGACAAUUCAAGACCAUUUACGUGUCUACCCUUGCUUAUUUUUUCUCAUUGCGUUUUCCACGGAAAGUAGCUGAAAUUCAUCACGUGGUGGCGCCAACGUCGAACAAAAAUUUCAUUCGUAAACAUGUCUUUUUUUCACCGGAUCGACUCAACACUUGAACAAUGUUCGGAGCACUUCGAAGAAGAGUCAAUUCGCUGAAAGUGCAACAGCUGAUCAAAUUAAAGGAUUUCUGCACAGCGAGAAACUUGAAUAAAUCCCCAAACGAGGUGGAACUUCUGGGGGAGAAGUAUGCAACCGACGAGUGGACGAAUAUAACUCCGAAAAUAAUAGAAAAAUUGGGGCGCAAUCUGCACACGAAAAAACAUCACCCCCUGUCCCACGUUCGUCAGAGAAUAGUGAAUUACUUUUACAGUCACUACAGGAACAAAUGCGGAAACCCUCUGUUCAGUGUCUUCGACAAUCAGAAGCCGAUAGUGUCUGUCCAGCAGAACUUCGAGUCCCUGUUGAUCCCGAAGGAUCACCCGAGCCGGAGCAAAACCGAUUGUUAUUACAUAAAUAAUGAGACAUUGUUGAGGGCUCACACGACAGCCCAUCAGUCCGAGCUGAUCUCCAUGGGACUGAACAAUUUUCUCGUCAUUGGGGAUGUGUACAGAAGAGAUGAGAUCGAUGCCACUCACUACCCGAUUUUUCAUCAGGUCGAUGCGGUGAGAUUAUGCAAUGCUGAGGAGUUAUUUGAGAAUGUCAGUAAUCCUGAGGGACUCGAGCUGUUCGAGAACAGGGGGAAGGAGAGCGAUGAGAAGCAGGCUGUACAUGCUUUAGAAGCCACCAAGAUUAUGGAGCACCAGUUGAAGAGGGAUCUGGUGGGACUCGCUCAGGCAUUAUUUGGAAAAGAUGUAAAAUGUCGUUGGGUAGACCAGUACUUCCCCUUCACCCACCCCUCCUGGGAGCUAGAGGUCUUCCACAAUAAUCAGUGGCUGGAAGUCCUGGGCUGUGGCAUCAUGAGGCAGGAAAUCCUAAAAAAUUCGGGAGUCAACGACAGAAUUGGUUGGGCAUUCGGUCUAGGGCUGGAGAGACUCGCAAUGUGCCUGUACAACAUCCCAGACAUUAGACUAUUCUCCAGCACAGACUCUGGAUUUCUAAGUCAAUUCAACUUCGACGAUCCAAGCACACCAGUAACAUACAAGCCAAUCAGUGUCUACCCCCAGUGCGCCAACGACUUGAGCUUUUGGUUACCAGAGAAUCGAGAAUUCUCCCCAAACGAUUUUUACGAUCUAGCCCGUGAUAUCGGUGGUGAUGUCAUAGAGCAAAUUUCCCUUGUCGAUAAUUUCACUCACUCAAAGACGAAGAAAACGUCCCACUGUUACCGAAUAAUUUACAGACACAUGGAGCGUACCCUAACUCAAAAAGAAGUAACAGAAAUUCACACAGAAAUAGGCAGAAAUGCAGCAAAAAUUUUAAACGUAACAGUAAGAUAAAACCAACAGAAUAAAAGUAAGAAUAAAUUCCUCUA
Messenger RNA from Diachasma alloeum, 1556 nucleotides. It is a transcript of the gene PheRS-m, whose product is annotated as probable phenylalanine--tRNA ligase, mitochondrial. The record is from RefSeq and is a predicted model, not a curated record. Gene Ontology annotation, molecular function: ATP binding; phenylalanine-tRNA ligase activity; tRNA binding. Lineage: Eukaryota; Metazoa; Arthropoda; Insecta; Hymenoptera; Braconidae. The transcript has 3 exons. Gene Ontology annotation, biological process: phenylalanyl-tRNA aminoacylation. Gene Ontology annotation, cellular component: cytoplasm; mitochondrion. The coding region runs from base 208 to 1521 and encodes 437 amino acids.